AUAUUUAUAAUUUUAUACCUGAUUCCUUCCUGAACCUCAGAACCUGAUACGGUGAGGUGAGCAGUUGAGACUAGAGAGAGGCGGAGAGCAGAGACUAGAGAGAAAGAAGCUUUCCUGUGGUGACUCUAGUCUUUGAUCUAAAGAAAGAUGGAAGCCAUCUUUUCAAAUGAUGAUCUUGCAAUGGAAAUAUUAUCCCGAUUUUCAGCUUUGCAACUUUCGCGUUUCAAGUGUGUCUCCAAGAGGUGGAAGAACCUUAUAUCUGAUCCAUCCUUCUUACGUCUUCACCACCAAAGGUCCCAACUCAGGGGCAUCACAACCCUCCUUAUUCAGCAGCGUAGUGAUAUUACUGGUGAUCGUUUAAGAUGUAGGAUGUCGUUUUUUACUACCUGUGGAUCUUUUUUUGAAGACGACCGUCGUGUUCCAAUUAUGAUACGAGAUAGUUUUCCUGCAUAUGGAGUUGUCAUAAUGGGUUCCAGUAAUGGACUCGUUUGUUGUAGAAGUCGUCAAACUUUGGAACAACGAAUGCUAGUGAUCUUCAUUUGCAACCCAAUUACAAGGGAAUGGAUUUCCCUUAGACCCACUAAUUGUCAUGUUGGUCACAUCUUUGCAUUUGCUUUCUACCCAUUUGGCUCUUCAUCAAACAAGGCCUCUUGUUUUAAAGUGGUGAGCAUUCAGCGUCAAAAAUAUGACCAGAAUUCUUAUUCCUUCGUUAUUUACUCCUCAGAAACUGGAAAAUGGAAAACCUCCAUGGAAGUCUGCCACUGCGAGGACGAUCUUAACGAGAACAAAUAUAUUCAUAUCAAAGGAAGGUUUUAUUGGUUGACCAAGAAACAGAGAAUAAUCGCUUUUGAUCUGGAAGAAGAGCUGUCUGGAGUGAUCAUAGCACCAGGUCCGAUGUUGAGAUAUGGCGUUCGAAAUAGCGAUUGCGUUGGGGAUUCAGAUGGGUAUCUUCAUUACGCGUGUGUUGAUGAGUCUGAUCUUAGAGUAUGGAUGUUAAAAGAUUGUCAAAAACUUGAUUGGGUCCUUAAGCACCAGUUGAAUUUAGAUCAGUUUCGUGUGGAAGGUCAAGUAAUGACUGACUAUCUUCAGUUCAGUAUACGUCGUGUUGGGUGCCUUCCUAAGGAUGAUAUUUUUGCACCUGGUUAUUUAGCACUAGGAAUUUUGACUUUCUAUGAUGAGGUUAUUUAUAUGAUGAGAUGGGGCAGGUUGGAGUCAUAUAAUUUUAGGAACGGAGUCCUAAAACGUCAUUAUAUGUUACAUGCCCCUUUUUUGGACCAUUAUAAUUAUGUACCUGCGACUGUGCUCCCAUACUCGGCUACCUUGGCAGCAAAUGGUGUUCUAAAGGUGAAACAGAACUCCAUUGAUGAUUUGAUUUCAGUCCCAGCAACUGUGCUCCCAUGUUCAGCUACCUCAGCAAUGAGUGGCCUUCUCGGGCUAAUACGUUCCUGUGGUUUUGUUGCUUCAAAUUCUAGUUCUUAUCAAGGAAGGCAAAAAAGAAAAAGAAUCAAACCCGUAAGGGCACCACAUUUCUAAACAGGUGCCCAUUGAAUUGGAAUUAUCUGUAUUUCUUUUGCUUGAAUUGGCAGCAUCAGCCUACCAACUUAAUGAAGCCUUUGGUUUUUUGGCAUGUACAAAGAUAUUUGACCUCCUUAAUCCUUACCAUCUUAACUGUUCAGGCAUAUUUGUGUUUGUUGCAUCAAGUGCUAUAGGUGAAGACCCACGCUCGGCCGCCGACCUGACCCGUUUCGGCCUCUCUUCUCUAUUUUUGGUGUUUCGGCUUUGUGUUUAGGGCUGUGCUUGUGUUUCGGGCUGUGUUUUGGUUUGGGUGUGUUGAUUUUUUUACUUUCUUUUUUUGUUCUUAUUCACUGGUUUUGA
Messenger RNA from Quercus robur (English oak), 1875 nucleotides. RefSeq names its product F-box protein At5g49610-like. NCBI's taxonomy places the organism in Eukaryota, Viridiplantae, Streptophyta, Magnoliopsida, Fagales, Fagaceae. Gene Ontology annotation, molecular function: protein binding. The coding region runs from base 148 to 1533 and encodes 461 amino acids. The transcript has 2 exons. The record is from RefSeq and is a predicted model, not a curated record.